AGAGCGCGUGCGGGUGCAUGUGGGAGGUGGGACGCUGUAGGGAGCUGCGGGGCCGGCGGAGAGCGCUGCCGCCACUGCGAGCGUCACACCGCUGAAUGGGAAUCUCUCCGGCAACUCCCGCACACCCGCCGUCUCUCGUCAAGCGGCGCGUCUCGGACCGGACGUCCGCUUCCCGCGCACUUGUCCCCGCGGCAGCAUGCCCGCCAUCAAGAAGGAGCGCCCGGACGGCGACGACAUGGCUUCGGCCGCCUUCAACCGCUCCGAAUACUUGGCCCCUUUAAACGGCGCCGCUCUCCCGGUGGUGACCCCGCACCCGCCGCCUUACGAGCACAUUUUGGCCCACCACCGCGCGUACUUGGGGCUGCGCGACUCGACGCUGCAUCACCAGCACCUCCAGCACGCCGCGGACGACUUGAUGCUCGAGAGGUUCUCCUCCAUCCCGGACUUCCAGCCCUUCUUCGACAACGGCGAGCCCUGCAUCGAGGUGGAGUGCGGGGAAAACAAAGCUUUGCUAUAUAUCAACAAACUCUGCCAAGGCAGCAAGGGACCCUCCAUUAAAUACCGGGGCGAGUGGCUCACUCCCAACGAGUUCCAGUUUGUCAGUGGCCGGGAGACGGCCAAAGACUGGAAGCGGAGUAUUCGACACAAAGGGAAAAGUCUUAAGACGCUCAUGUCCAAAGGAAUCUUACAGGUGCAUCCUCCGAUCUGCGAUUGUCCAGGUUGUCGAAUCUCCUCUCCCGUGAAUCGGGGCCGCCUGGCUGAGAAGCGCACCAUCCCGCUGCCCCCCAACCGUGUGCCCAAGAAGGAGCUGGCCUCCAUCUUCAGCAGUGACGACAGUGAAGGGAGCGAGCGGGCCAGUGGGGAUCACGGCCUCAUCAAGCAGGAGGACGAACUUCAUUACAGUAUAGUGCGCAAGAGUCGUGACAGCGACCUCUCUACAAUCAUCUCCAACCUGCACCACAGCAGACAGCACGGCAUGCCCGAGGGCCAGUCAGCCUCCGACCACAAUGCCAGUACAGGACACACAGACGACCUUCUAGGCAAGAGGAGAAGCUUCUCUCCCAACAGCAGCAGCAACUCUCCCUCAGACAAUAAGAAGUCACGUAGCGUAUCCCCCAAAGAGACCGCACAGAGCCCAGAGGGGGAAGCAGGUGGCAGCCACAGUCACAUGAGCCCUGAGGAGCAUUACAGGCGCAUGAUGUCAGCGCUCAACGAGCAUGGAUCCUACGAGGAGCAGCAGCAACGCCUCUACCAGCUGGCCAGCAGCAUGGGACUGCCUGGACACGACGUGCUGCGCGCUCAGCAGGAAGCGUUGGCUGCGGCGGUGAGGAAUCCGGCGGCCUUAGAAGCUCACCUGCCCACGGGAGGCAGCUCCUCGUCAUCCAGCCAGAGACGCAAGCAGGGCCUACCGCAGCACCGGGAUGCACAUUACACUGACAGGGAACUGUCGCAACCUCCACCCCUCCUUUCACCUCCGACGGCCCCUCACAUCGCGUUAGGACCUCACUUGCGGGCUCCUUUCUUAGGCUUGCCCUCAGCUCUCUGCCAGGCCCCUGGCUAUGGUUUCCUGCAACCGGCUCAAGCUGAAAUCUUUGUGCGGCAACAGGAAAUGCUGAGGAAGCAGAAUUUAGCAAGACUUGAGAUGUCAGCCGAGCUACUGAGACAGAAGGAGUUGGAGAGUCUCCACCAGCGACAGCAGCAGCAACUGCUGAGCUCCGACCCGCUCGCCGCUCUCCCCGCCGGGCUGCCCUCGGACCACCCGGCCCUGCGGAGCCUCCAAGACAUCCCCGAGGGUCACCCGCUCCGAGAGGAACUGGCCCGCCGCUCGAAUGCCAUGAUGGUGCUCCGCCACGGGGCGACGGCGCCGCUCUUGAGCGUCAACCAGCAGCAGCAGCCGAAGACAUCGUCCGCCCACAAAGACGGCCAAGCGCAGAGCUCCGCGGCUGGCUCGGACGCUGAUUCUAGGACGGCCCUCCGCCGGGGCCCUCAGACUGAGCUCCGCGCCAGCCAUCACAAAAGAAGAAGAGAGGACAGAGGAAGCGAGGAAGACGAGGAGGACAUGAAUGACUCAGACAGCGAAACGGAAACGUGCGACGAGAGGCGGGAAGGCGCCGGUGCCAAGUCUCGGAGUAAACACAAGGACAGGGGGAGUAGAGAAAAAGACGGCAAGGGGGCGUGCAACGGUGCCAAGGAGAGCCGAGAAAGCUCGGACCGGCUCGGCGCCCCUUAUAGUUCUGUGGGCACCGACUCGCCUAGUCGCCACCUGUUCACCUCAGUGCUGGGAAAGGCGGAUGUCAAGCUCCAGUUUCCACCUGGAUUUGUGCCACCUCUGCCUGCUCUUCAAGGACAGUCGUUGCCCUUCGGAUUCCCCUACAUCAACCCUUACUUUCACAUGGGCUCUGUGGGAGGUCUUUUCAUGGACGGGGAGGACUCGGCUCCAGCAAACCCCGUGGAGGACAUAAGCAAGUGGAGUGUGGAGGACGUGUGCGGCUUCAUAAGCAGCCUGGCCGGAUGUGCUGAAUACGCUCAGGUGGCGCGGCGCAUCGGCAGGCUUUUCUACAUGACCGGAUUCCCGCUGGCGUUCCCGUUCCCGCCGUCAGCCACCCUGCGCCCCUCAGAGCGAGACGGCGAGCCUCCGGGCGCGCCCGCCGACACCCCGUCCUUGCCCCUCUGCCUGCUCCAGAGACCCGCGUCCGCAAGCGGUAGCUCUUCUCCGUACAGUGGGCCCGCCCCGGGCAGCUCCUCGCUCAAGCAGGAAAAGGGGAACGGCUCCACGGUGGUGGGAAGAUAAGGGCUCCCUCAUCAGGGGGUUCAUUUGAACUUCUAGGCCUUAAAGCAGAAAUUCAUGGGACAGGAAAAAAAAGGCGAUAUGAAGGAUGACGCGGACUAUAACCGGCAAACCAAUCCGGCGGUGAGUUCCUGGCCGGCGGCUGUAUCCGAGCAGAAUCCAAAGAAAGUGGCUUGGGAGACGCACGAGGCGCAAAAAAGAGACAGCUGGUCACAGACGGCGUGCCAAAAAAGAGGCCGCAAACGUCACAUUCUUGCGGAAAGCCGGCCGUCCUUCCUUCUUCCCUUCCUUCCUGUGCUGGCUUCACCCCCCCCACCACCUUCUUUUCUGUACUUAUCCACUGCAAGCCCUGCACAAUCCAGGAAUAAGACUCAUCUCCCGCCUCCUCGUCCUCCUCAUCCUCCUCCUCCGGCCUCGGGAAGCGGUCAUCGCCGUCUUCGAGGCUGGAGCGGCGCCACGCUAAAACGAGCUCCGUCUUAUCGCAGCAACUAUGCAUUCCGCUGUCCCGAUACCAAAGAUGACCGGAUGAGUGGAAUUGAAACCGUGUUUCUGCUUCCGUUUGCAUGAAGGCUAUCGGAGAGAGAGAAAGAGAGAGGGGAACCGUGCUAGUGCCUCGACAUGAAGCACUCGACGGUAUUGAGAAGUGUUUGGGCCACACUGACAAGAAAAACAAAGCGCAAAUUGUAAUUUCACCGGACAAAGUAAGAAUUUGAGUUUUUGUUUUCACGGGCGUUACGGUUUCAUAUUACGAGAAAAAAGACAAAAUAAUCCAGGUGUAGUCUGCCCUGAGGUCGGUCUAGAAAACGGAUGCAUGAAUUACGAGAAAAAGAUGGCAAUAUUAUGAAGAAUAAUAGUCGGAUUAUGACAAAGGUCAAACGUCACAAAAAUAACAAGCAACAAGCUGUAACUGUACAAGACAAAACAACCUACGGUAAUUUUCCAACCAACAAUGUCCAAGUUUUUUUAACAAGUCCACUUUUGUGACAAAAAGUCCGAAUAUUACAAGAAAAAGUUAUAUAAAUAGAUAUAAUGACCUGCAACAUAUAUAAAAGGUAUGUUUCUGUUCAUUUCAUUCAUUUUUUCUUGUCAGUGUGGCCCUCAUAGUCCUUCAUACAACAGGAUGCGUGUGUUGCUGGAAACAAUAGCUGACAUCUUUGUACACUUGUGUUGACUACUGUGGGAGGUUUGGAAAUAAUGUUAAUAAUAAGAGUGAUGAAACAUGCAGAAUUGUACAGAGUCAUGCUUGAGAUGAAAAUAUCCCGGUUACAUACGUGGUACUUAAAUUUUUUUUUUUUUUUUUUUUUUUUUUUUUUUUGCUAAAUGUAGAUGCACGAAAAAAAAGGUUUUCUUUUCAAAAAAAAAAAAAAAAAAAAAAAAUGUGACUUGCUGAACUUUUGUGGUACUUUUGUUCAUAUAUUUUUCUCUCUCUCUUUUUUUUUUUGGACAUUUUUAAAAACUAAUAUUAAAAGGCGCUCCAAUCCUGAAUGCUUCUUCAGCAUAUAAACGAGGACAAAGUAUUUAUCGGACUUAGUAAAUAAAGCAAAUUAUAUGUAUUAUAAUUAACCCCUGAAACGGAUUCCAAAGAUACUUUUACUUUUUCUUUUGGUUGCAGGGAAAAGAAAUGCACAGAGCUGUUAAUGCAUUUUUUGUUUUUAAUCUACGCAAGCAAUUGAUUCAAAUGGUCCCUUUAAAGGUUUUGUCUUCAUCCUAUUUUUCUAUUCACCGCACAGGUGAAAUAAA
Molecule: messenger RNA, 4528 nt
Organism: Phycodurus eques (leafy seadragon)
Lineage: Eukaryota; Metazoa; Chordata; Actinopteri; Syngnathiformes; Syngnathidae
Gene: samd11
Product: sterile alpha motif domain containing 11
Exons: 12
Coding region: 197-2791 (864 amino acids)
Biological process (GO): positive regulation of transcription by RNA polymerase II
Molecular function (GO): DNA-binding transcription activator activity, RNA polymerase II-specific; RNA polymerase II cis-regulatory region sequence-specific DNA binding
Source: RefSeq, a predicted model, not a curated record